AUUUAUUUGUUUUCUUUUAUCAAUAUUUGUUUUCUUUUAGGGGUUACGUUAAAAAUAAAAGUUAUAUAAGGUUUUUUCAUAUGUUCAGAUGAUAAAGAGAAAAAAAAUUUGUAAGAAAACAAAUAAUAAAAAUUGUAAUUCAUCGGCUUUAAAAAACUGUAAUUCAUCGGCUUUAAAAAACUGUAAUUCAGGCGCUAGCGAUCAAUUGGGUUUAAAUAUGUGUAUGGUGUGUCUUUAUUUCAAUGCACAUAGAUCCAAAAAAACGACCCAUGUGACCUAGACGCUUGUCUUUCUCUCUAACAUCCAAACUCUUUACUGAAACCUCCCUUGUAACAAGCAAACAGCAACAAAGAGGAUCAAAACGAAGAAGACAAUCUUGGAGUUUUACUAGUUACUAUAUAGCUUAAUUAUACACACACACUGUACCCCUCUAUACCUGAGUUGUUUAUAUAAUAGAGAGGGAAGAACAAAAGAAACAGAGGAGACGAUCAAGAGCGUAUCCGUGUGGAUAUGGGUAGACCACCUUGUUGCGAGAAGAUAGUAGUGAAGAAAGGACCAUGGACUCCAGAAGAAGACAUAACCUUGGUCUCUUAUAUCCAACAACAUGGCCCUGGAAACUGGAGAUCUGUUCCUAAGAACACCGGUUUGCUAAGAUGUAGCAAGAGUUGCAGACUUAGAUGGACUAAUUACCUUCGUCCCGGGAUCAAACGAGGAAAUUUCACUCAGCAUGAAGAGAAAACGAUCAUCCACCUCCAAGCUCUUUUGGGUAACAGAUGGGCAGCCAUAGCAUCAUAUCUAUCUCAGAGGACCGACAACGAUAUCAAGAACUAUUGGAACACUCAUCUGAAAAAGAAACUCCAGCGUCAAAAUGGUAUCACCAACGAAGACAACAUCGAUAUGACAGAGAUGUCGUCUUGUAACAACAACAACAACAACAUAUGUACCAACAGCAAAAGAAUCGCCAACAAGGGACAAUGGGAGAAAAAGCUUCAAACAGACAUCAACAUGGCCAAACAAGCCUUGUUCCAAGCCUUAUCACUUGACCAACCAACUUCAUCGAUAUCUCCUGAUCUCGGCUCGCCAAAGCCUCAUCAUUCUGCCACCGCUACUUAUGCCUCAAGCACAGAUAACAUCUCUAAGUUACUACAGAACUGGACAAGCUCAUCUUCUUCAGUGCCUAACACUUCAUCACUCUCCAACAACAGGAGCUCAAGCACCGGUGAAGGAGGCGUUCUUGAUCAUCAAUCUUUGUUGUCACCGAAUUCAGAAUCUGGAUCAGUUGAUGAGAAGUUAAAUUUGAUGACGGAGACAAGUAUUUUUAAAGGUGUGAGCAAACCAAUCGUUGACACGGAAGCAACUACUGAUGAUCAUAGCUCGUUGUCUUUGAUCGAAAAAUGGUUAUUUGAUGAUCAAGGCAUGGUCCAGUGUGAUGACGAUCAAGAAGAUCUUAUUGAUGUGUCUUUACAGGGUAAAAAUACUGAUAACAACUGUCAAGAUGUAUUCUAGGAAGAUGGAGCAACACUAUAGAUCUACCAAGUGUAGGUAGUCCAUAAUGACGUUGCUCUCUGAGUUCGAACCUUGUUUGGGGGAGAUGUAUUUGUCAUAAAGAUUCCGUGAGAGUAAAAAAAAUAUGUGACCUAGCAAUUUACUAUUUGAAGUUAAAAAUAGUGCAAUAAACUAAGCUUUCCUGUUUUAAUAGUUUUGUUUAGUUAUGAAAUCAGUAUUAUAAUUA
This is a messenger RNA of Brassica napus (rape), 1732 nucleotides long. Its product is annotated as myb-related protein 306. Gene Ontology annotation, biological process: response to auxin. The coding region runs from base 511 to 1506 and encodes 331 amino acids. The record is from RefSeq and is a predicted model, not a curated record. The transcript has 3 exons. Lineage: Eukaryota; Viridiplantae; Streptophyta; Magnoliopsida; Brassicales; Brassicaceae.